Canariomyces notabilis is the source of this 2311-nucleotide messenger RNA. RefSeq names its product DUF726-domain-containing protein. Lineage: Eukaryota; Fungi; Ascomycota; Sordariomycetes; Sordariales; Chaetomiaceae. Bases 1 to 2085 code for a protein of 694 amino acids. The transcript has 2 exons. The record is from RefSeq and is a predicted model, not a curated record.
AUGCAGAAACAUGUCACACAGCUAUGUGACUCCGACCGCAUCGACGAUGAUAGCGCCCAGCCAUCGCGCAUUGCCCUCUGGAGCAAACUGCCGCCGCGCCUUGAAGAUCUUAGCCUAAGCAACCCAGACAAUUUGAGCAACGGGGCCCAGAAACGGGGAAACCACAAGGAAAAUGUCAAACUUUCCCGCUCCAAGAAGGCGGGCCGGGCCGCAGGCAAGUCCAAUACUGUCCACGACCCUAGCCACGCCACCAGCCUUGAUCCCAGCCCUGCUACCAGCGAGGAAACGGGAGUCGGUUCCGGGCUCCAGGAGCUCAAGAAGGAAGCCAUGCAGCACUAUAAGAAGUGGCAGGCGGCUGUGCAGAAGAGAAUCGCCGACAUUUCCGUCAAGAAGAUUGGCGACGCUCAAGCAAGCCAGUCGCAGUUGUCCGGAGCAAAGAGGGACGCCGGCUCCCACAGGAAGAACAAGUCAAGCGCGCUAAGAGUGCCCGCUUCCGCUGCAUCGACCGUGGAGACCGAUACAGUUUUCGAGCAACUGUACCCUCCAACCCCGACCACACUUUCCUCGCUACCGACAGAGAAGAGAUGUCUGCUGCUCCAUGCACUCCUCCUCUUGUUGCUCUCACUUGAAAGCUACGGCGCAUUAACCCGCGUGCUCCUCCUGAACAUUGCCUCCUCGCUUCAUCUGCCCCUUCGCCUGCUAGCUGAAGACGAGGUCCGCGUGGCUGGAGGCCUGUCCAGCAUCGCCAAGGAUAUCCCGCCGGAGGCUUUGACGCAGAAAAGGACGGAAGAUGGCAAGCCAGCUAGAAGGUGGAAAGCGAGCAUAGCUGCUGGAGCAGUCACGGGAGCAGCUGGCAGUCUUGCCGAGCCACUGGUAGCAGCGGGUAUAGGGACCGUGCCCGGGGGCAUGGGGCUCAGUGGCACGGCUGCGUCGGGGCUACUUGGAGUGAUGGCGGAGAAUGGCGUCGUCGUCGGCGUGAUGUUCGGUAUGUACGGCUCACGGUCCACGGGCAAGAUGAUGGAGCACCAUCUCAAGGAUGUUGCCGAUUUCGCCUUCAUUCCGCUCCGCGGCUCCAUCGACCGCGACUCCGAGAUGGGAAAAGUCACGUCAGCCACUCGCCGUCUCCGAGUCACCCUGGGCAUCAGCGGGUGGCUGACGAGUAGGGAGGAGUCGGCGAAACCCUGGCGGUUCCUGGGGCAGGAUAGUGAAGUGUAUACGGUUCGUUGGGAGCUCGACGCUUUGACCAAGUUGGGCAACUCUUUUGAGACACUCCUGAGGAGCGCGGCGUGGUCCACGGCAAAGAAGGAAAUCAUUGCUCGGACCAGUGAGCUCCGUUCCAGGCAUCCAAGACACACUGCAAACAGAGCUAACCAACGUGGACCAGUUGUCACCAGCCUGUCAGAGGCACGCUGGCCCACAAGUCUCGUGAGAAUUAGCAAGAUCAUUGACAACAACUGGAACAAUGGCAUGGUUCGCGCUGACAAACUGGGCGCCGCUCUCGCCGAGGUUAUUAUAAGCAGACAACAGGGCGAGCGGGGUGUUUCGCUGAUCGGCUAUAGCUUGGGCGCUCGUGCUAUCUAUGCCUGCCUCAUGGCUUUGGCUGAGAAGCGAGCUUUUGGUCUGGUUGAGAACGCUGUCAUGAUGGGUACGCCUGCCCCAUCUGACCCGACCGUGUGGUGUGUCAUGAAGAUGGUCGUCUCGGGUCGCCUGGUCAAUGUGUACUCCGAGAACGACUACCUCCUGGGAUUUCUCUCGCGAACCAGCAGCAUCGAGUUUGGCAUUGCCGGACUGCAGCGCGUCACCGGGGUUGACGGUGUCGAGAACGUGGACGUUACUGCUAAGAUCAGUAUCCACACGCGAUACCAGUACCUCGCUGGCACCAUCCUGCGACAUAUCGGCUGGGAGAACAUCGAUAGCGACCAGAUUGCCAGGGAUGAAUCCGACAUGUCCUGCUAUGAGGAUCGCAACCGGAAAAUUGAGCAGAGGCGGGAGGCGCUCGAAUUGGGAAAGUUCACUGUGGAAGAAGGCAGGAAAGAGCAUGAGCAAGGUAUAAUUCGCACUCGGAUGCGAAAAAAGAAGAAGUGAGUGGCCGGGUCGGCAGGAACGAGGUCGUCUGAGAUCGACAUCACCGGCGUUGUCUAUGAACGCGAUAGCAUGUCCUUGAGAUAGCAUUUUCGUGGCGAACGGCAGGCUAUGGAGGCCGCCAUGUUGCCUGUUUGGCGUAAAGCAUUAGCAUCUGAUUUGAGCCCAAGUGGGCGUCCUAUGGAGGAGAGACAAACCAAGGCAUAGCAACACGAUACCUGUUAGCGCC